Mycena citricolor is the source of this 3203-nucleotide messenger RNA. NCBI's taxonomy places the organism in Eukaryota, Fungi, Basidiomycota, Agaricomycetes, Agaricales, Mycenaceae. The record is from the annotation of a GenBank genome assembly.
CCUUCAAUCCCUCGCUCUGCCAGUGACUCCAAAGCUCAGUCUUGUCCGAAUCAACUGUGUCAAACUGACACGAAUGCUGGAUACACCCAAGACCCCUGUACGACGCUCUAAGCGUGGACAACCCAUUGCUUCUCCGUCCAAAUCCUCGAGACGUGGUCCUCAAGACAAAUGGUCGGGUUCCUCGGUGCACAGCCGCGCACUAGAGCCCGAACUCGAUUCGUUCCCCGAUUCUACGGACCCUUCUGAACUUGAUCCCGACCAGGACGCCCUGAAAUAUCGUGCUGUGUUCUACGACGCCUUCGAGCGCGGCGCGGGUACAUCCGCUGGGACGUUCCACGUCGGCGACGCGGUGGCAGUGGAGACGGAGGCCUUGUAUCGAGCGGAGAAAAAGCCAAGCAUCGCUGUCAUUACUGCCCUCUGGGAAAUCGUGAAGGAGGACGAAAGUGAGGAUGUGAGGAGCGACCGCAAGAUGCUCGCUAGGAUACAUUGGUUCUUGCGGCCUUCCGAGCUUCCUAAGAUCGGUGCGAAACGCACACAUCUCGAGGACGAACUCUACUACUCGCUCGAUUCACACACAGUCCUUCCCACAAGCAGCAUCCUGUCCACAUGUCUGAUCUCUGCCACGGUUGCGCCUCCCGUCCUACAGGCAUCUCCCAUCAAGAAGCGUUCACGCUGGACCUACGCAGAAGACAAAAAGAAGGUCGGCCCGUUCGUCUGCAGGACUGCAGUGGAUUCCCGACGCGGAUUGUUCUACACAUUCGAUUGGGCGGAGAUGCGUCGGAAAGCAUUGGAAGCGGAGAGCAAACGUUUCGGGUCGGGCGAGCAGUGGAUCGUGAAACCCGAGAAGAAUCGCGCUCCACCCAAGAAGAAACGGAAGCUCGCGGUCAUCAAGGAGGAAGAGGAAUCUGGGGGCAGUGAAGACGAUUCCGGUCGCUCGAGAUAUGAAGCUGACAGUGCGGACGAAUCUGACGAUGAAGGUCUGAGUGACGGUGCAUCAGAUAGCGAUGCCGGAGGUAGUGACGACCCCGACGGCGAUGAUGAUGACGAAGAGAUAGAAUAUACCGGUCCAAGGACGCCCAAACGGAAGCGCACCAUCGUUCAACCCACCCCGCACUCCAAAGCAGCUCUCAGGAAGCGACGGCGAGUGAAAGGAAAGUCUACAGCAAGCCCCGCCUCGCCCCGGAAACGCAAGUUUGUAUUUCGAGACGGCAAGGGUAUUCUGGAGUUUGACGCUCUCGCGGAUAUGCCUGACGAUCCCUGGCUUCGGACAAUGCACGUCCUGCAUGUAGGCAGUCGACCGGACACCUUGCCAUGUCGCGAGGAAGAGUUUGAUCGCAUCCUGGGCUCGGUGGCUGAUCUGCUAGAGGAAGGCAGCGGGGGGUGUAUAUACAUUUCCGGUGUCCCUGGCACAGGAAAGACGGCGACUGUACAUGCUGUCGUACGUGAGCUCAAACGAAUGGCAGAAAACAACGAGACCAACCCGUUCACAUAUGUGGAUAUCAAUGGCCUUCGAAUACCUGAACCUGCUGCGGCAUAUAACAUCUUGUGGGAGACUGUUUCCGGGCACGACGUCGAGAAGGAAGGCCACCUACGCAUGAGCUCGAAGGAGAGCCUGAAAGCUUUGACGGCGCAUUUCAGUCGACCAGGCGGCCGCGGUCCCGGAGGCCAUGCCUGCGUGGUUCUGAUGGACGAGCUGGACCAACUCAUGACGGCAAAGCAAGAUGUGGUGUACAACUUCUUCAAUUGGCCAACGCUGGCCGGAAGCAAGAUCGUCGUUCUGGCUGUGGCAAACACGAUGGAUCUUCCGGAGCGUGCUAUGACAGGUCGAGUGCGGAGUCGCUUAGGUGGGUUUGCUCUGAUCUCUGGGUUUUAUCUGGGACUGAAAGCGAGCACAGGAAUGACUCGGAUCAACUUCCAGCCCUACACAGCUGCACAGCUGCAAACGAUCGUGGAAGCACGGAUUGCGAGAGCGAACGCACCAGACGUCUUUGCGUCGGAUGCGAUCCGGCUCACAGCGAAACGGGUCAGCAAUGUCAGUGGAGAUGCUCGACGGAUCCUCGAUAUAUGCCGACGAGCUGUCGAGCUGGCGCACCAAGCUCGGAAGCCCACGACCAUCUCGCAUGUGCUUGAAGUGACGAAGCAAAUGCAGAACAGCCCGACUGCAGCCUACCUCGGCGACUGCAGUUUCCACGAGCGGCUGGUGCUGAUCUCGCUAAUCAAAGUGAUCAAGCGCCAGGGUGUCGACGAGAUCCCGUGGUCGGAGGUGCUCUAUCAGCACGAGAACUACGUCAAAGUCGUUGAAGAUCCGGAGGUCACACACUUGCGGCAACCAACACAGCAUGAGCUGGGUGUUGUGCUAGAGUCGCUGGUAGCCUGCCAGGCACUGAUCAUGGAGAGUGGCACUACGGCACUGCGCAAGCCUCUCGGGGAGCGCAAGGUUGCCUUGGCCCUCGAGCAGAGCGAGGUCGAACGAGUGCUGGGCGAUGUCGGCGGCGAGAAGUGGAGGAACCUUCUCAGUGGCUAGCCCCCUGUUGUAUCGCUCGCAUAUAUGCACACUGCUGGAACUAGCGCGCAGCGCUCCUCACAACCAUAGUCUCCUACAUCCUAUGCUGUCAAUCUCCAGGCUGAUCAUGAAGAGAAGGGACGAUGAGGAUCUCCCGGAGCGCGCGUCGGCUUUCAUUCCAGAGGACUUAUGACUGGUGCUCUCGCUCAAGUCAGAGUCCUUUCACGCAGACGGUGACUCUUACUUCCCAAUGCCCAUCCCUUCAGUGCCAUUGUGCGCAACAUUUGUUACAUGCAGUGAAGAGGCAUGCCAUGGUAUUAUCCCAUAGCGCAUCCAGCCCGAACCCCGUGGCUGCGGCGCAGGCAUUGCAUUCCCAGCCAGUAAGCUCUUACUUUCAGCCGCGAUUUGAUGGCAUCGUGAGCGGCUCUUUACCGUAGACAUGACUAGGGCAACGAUUCGGGUUGUUUGACUGCUCCAGCUCUAGAGAGGAAAGGUAGAAAGGACCUCGACAAUCGUGCGACAUCAAAGCGUCUUUUCACUCGAGAUCCGGCAGCGAAUGUUUCUCCACACGAGAAAUCCGACUCGCUGGAUUCGUACGACUUCGUAUCAGAGCAGACUGGGAAUGGUUGACGAAUGAACUGACUCGAAGUAGCGAAGCACUUCAGCCUUAUGAUGGGGAAACCCUCUCGAAGCAUUUUUA